UCUUUUUACAGAGCAGCAAUACUGUGAGUGUUUAUGGAUACAUUUGCCUAGACCUUUCUGAUAAAGUUUCCUUCGUUUAAACCUAAAAUUCUCCUAUAAAGAUUAGCGUCUAUCUGGGUGGGGAGUCCGGGGUCCACCUGGGCAAAAUAUAGUUUCACCCCAAAUCUUACCCUAAGUGACCUUUAAGCCAGGCUUCCAGUUGUAUGUAUGAUUGUAAAUUGGGCAUUCUGCCUAUAUCCUACCCAAACUGACAUUGAUGCUGAGCCCUCUGCCAGUGCCCCAACCAUUCCCUCAUCGGUGGGUGGAGGCAGCCUCAAAGUUCGGGAACCCCUAUAGCCUGUAACCCUGAGAAAUAAAUGUUUCCUAUGUAUGUACAAGGCAGCCUUCCAGAUCCUGUGCGAGUAGGAAUCCAGAGCCAGAGCUUAGCAGUGACUAUUGCACACUCACUCUCUCUCACACACACUGGAGAGGAAGUAACCAGAGACAUCACACAGCCUCUCUACUAAUGUUCAUAGAUCAUUGCACAGAAGCACAAGGCUGUCAGCAGUGGAAGAGAAAGAAGCAUUUUGCACGUUAAAGGAAAAUACAAACAGUGACCCCUGUCUCCCCCUUCAUAAAGAACAGGACAUUUGGGCCCUUGGUUGUUCCAGGGAAGGCUGAAGGUGAAUCCAUUGCACAGAGCAUAGCAGCUGUUCCAGUGCAGACGGGACGGAUAACUGGGCUCUCUGGGCUUCGUGUGAUUUUGCUUAUUUUGCUAAUCAAUUUUCAUGGAUGGUUUGUGCUACAGAACUGCUCCCGACUUGUUGCCUUUUCUAUCCCCUGCAAGUGGAAGAAGACUGGUUUUAUGUUGAUGCUAAAUGGAUCGAGUGCAGCGGGGAAUGACUCGUUCCUGACUGUACCAUUGAAGCAGCAGCACGGGGGAAAGGGCUGCUUCCCUAGAGCCCUAUUCACUUUCUUAGGCCGUAAAGACUCGUACAACACUUCACUGGGCAGCCUACCGCUGUCUGGAAAUCACUGGGACAAAUCGCUGCCACCUUCUCCGCACUGUUGGGGCCAUAAGGAUUAAAGUGUACAGGCCGGGCAGCCUGCAACAUGUUGGAAGGGGAAGUUCCGAGGCUGUUUGUAGGCAAUACUGUGUGAAUAACCAUGGCAGCACUUCUUUAUCCAGUAGGAACUCCUUCAAGCCCAGACAAUGAGCCCCCAGCUUAUUAAACAGUGAUUUGUGUUCACCAGCCCAGGGGGAUAUAUUUUGCAGCCCAAGUACAAACUGGCAUUUCUGAAAAAUAAAAAGCCUGUGGAAUUGGAUGUUGGUGGUAUUGGCCUUUCUUCCCCUCAGAACAGAAGAGACCCACAGCUUGGAUAUUGAUUUCCCUUGCUAGGGCUUUAUUGCCAGCCUUAGGGAAACCCCACCAAAAAGCAUCCUGCCCCCCCCAACUCGUUCUAGUACAAGAUCUGCAAACCAAGAAAUACACAUGUCAAGUUGCACUGUUGGUUUCUGCUUAUAGGAUUACACACUUUAUUUUGUUUUAUUAAGGAAACCAGGCAUCCAUAUCUGCUUUUCUUUGCUUGAUAUUUUAUCUUUGGCCUUAAUUUAUUAACUACUUUUGCUGUGGAUAGGAGCAAAAUUUUCUGCUUAGUGUGUGUGCAUGUGUGUAGAAGUUUGGUUUGGAGGUCAGCAGAUCUGCAGCUUUUUGUCUCCAACAUGGCGGACUUGGAGGCAGUGCUUGCCGAUGUCAGCUAUCUGAUGGCGAUGGAGAAGAGCAAAUCCACCCCAGCGGCCAGGGCCAGCAAGAAAAUCAUCUUACCUGAGUACAGUAUUCGAAGUGUUAUGCAGAAGUACCUUGAGGAGAGAGGUGAACUUGCCUUUGACAAGAUAUUUAAUCAGAAGAUCGGGUUUCUGCUUUUUAAAGACUUCUGUAUGAAUGAUAUGGAUGAAGGUGUUCCACAGCUUAAAUUUUAUGAAGAGAUAAAAGAAUAUGAAAAGCUGGAUUCUGAAGAAGAUCGCCUUUGUAGAAGUCGACAGAUUUAUGAUACAUAUAUAAUGAAAGAGCUCCUAUCCUGUUCACAUCCAUUCUCUAAGCAAGCUGUAGAUCAUGUUCAAGCCCAUUUAGCUAAGAAACAAGUGCCACCUACAUUAUUUCAGCCAUACAUAGAAGAAAUAUGUGACAGCCUUCGCGGGAUUAUAUUCCAGAAGUUUAUAGAGAGUGACAGGUUUACUAGAUUUUGCCAGUGGAAAAAUGUGGAGCUAAAUAUUCAUUUGACCAUGAAUGACUUCAGUGUUCACCGAAUAAUUGGAAGAGGUGGAUUUGGAGAAGUAUAUGGCUGUCGAAAAGCAGAUACUGGUAAAAUGUAUGCAAUGAAAUGUUUAGACAAGAAAAGAAUCAAGAUGAAACAAGGAGAGACACUGGCCUUAAAUGAAAGAAUCAUGUUAUCCCUGGUCAGCACAGGAGACUGUCCGUUCAUAGUAUGUAUGACGUAUGCAUUUCAUACACCUGAUAAACUCUGCUUUAUCCUGGACCUGAUGAAUGGUGGUGAUUUGCACUAUCACCUCUCACAGCAUGGAGUGUUUUCAGAGAAGGAGAUGAUGUUUUAUGCUGCUGAAAUCAUCCUAGGCUUGGAACACAUGCACCACCGUUUUGUUGUCUACAGAGACUUGAAGCCUGCAAACAUUCUAUUAGACGAGCAUGGUCAUGUGAGGAUAUCAGAUCUGGGUCUUGCAUGUGAUUUUUCCAAGAAGAAACCACAUGCUAGUGUAGGAACACAUGGGUACAUGGCUCCAGAGGUGUUACAGAAGGGAACAGCUUAUGACAGCAGUGCAGAUUGGUUCUCUCUAGGAUGUAUGCUUUUCAAACUUCUCAGAGGUCACAGCCCUUUCAGACAGCACAAAACCAAAGACAAACACGAGAUUGACCGCAUGACACUUACCAUGAAUGUGGAGCUUCCAGAUUCAUUCAGUCCAGAGUUGAAAUCCCUACUGGAGGGCCUUCUGCAACGGGAUGUCAGCAAGAGGCUUGGCUGCCAGGGUGGAGGGGCACAGGAAGUAAAGGAACACCCAUUUUUUAAAGGCAUCGACUGGCAACAGGUGUAUUUACAGAAGUAUCCCCCACCUCUGAUUCCUCCUCGUGGAGAAGUAAAUGCUGCUGACGCUUUUGAUAUUGGGUCAUUUGAUGAAGAGGACACAAAAGGCAUUAAGUUACUUGAUAGUGAUCAAGAACUGUACAAGAACUUCCCUUUGGUGAUAUCGGAGCGCUGGCAACAAGAAGUAGCAGAAACUGUUUACGAAGCAGUCAAUGCUGACACUGAUAAGAUUGAGGCCCGGAAGAGAGCCAAAAACAAGCAGUUGGGCCAUGAAGAAGAUUAUGCACUAGGAAAAGACUGCAUUAUGCACGGCUACAUGCUAAAACUGGGAAAUCCCUUUCUUACUCAAUGGCAGCGACGUUACUUUUACCUCUUUCCAAACAGGCUUGAAUGGAGAGGAGAAGGGGAAUCUCGGCAAAAUUUAUUGACUAUGGAACAGAUAGUAUCUGUGGAGGACACCCAAAUUAAGGACAAGAAGUGCAUCUUGUUGAGGAUCAAGGGGGCAAAGCAGUUUGUCUUGCAGUGUGAGAGCGAUCCAGAAUUUGUACAAUGGAAGAAGGAGCUAACCGAAGCAUUCACAGAAGCACAGAGGCUUUUACGUCGGGCCCCAAAGUUUUUGAACAAUCCCCGAUCAGCAGUUGUAGAGAUAACCAAACCACCGCUCAGUCACAGAAAUAGUAAUGGCCUUUAGGUAGCAAUCCAGGACUAAGCUGUCGUAGGAUAAAUACAGUAUACACCACGUCUAAGGUCCUCAGCAUCAUUAUUAGUUACUUGUAUGGCUCUUAACAGAGAGGUGUACAUAGGAGAAGCUUCGUAAGCCUGUAUUACAUAUUGUUAACUGAAGAUGAGACGCACCACCUGAUGCUUAGAAGAUAUUGUGAACGCUGAGGCAGUGAAGAGAUGAAUUUUCACUAUCCGGAGACUUGAAAGUUGCCAAAUUCAAUGAUUGCCCAUCACCCUCUUGCAUUGAUUUCUUCAGAAGAUGCCCUGUAUGGCUAGCAAGAGUUAAUCUUUGUUUUAUUUUUGGUUUUUUUGGCAUAUGCAAGCACUGGUAUAUGUCAUGUUUUUGCAUUAGCUGAUUUUUCCUUGACUGUCUAAAAUUCCCAUUUCCUGGAUGCUUUUUAAAGGCAGUGCUGUAAGAAUGUUCUUCAGAUGAUCGCUUGUUGCCAUAUUUCCCCAUAUUUUCUUUGUCCUCCCAACUUGCACUGUUGACUUUUUUUUGUUUAUCUGGCAGUGUGAUGAUACCUUUAUGCACUUCAAAGUACUGAUUUUAUCUGUCCUGUGGUUACAACAUGUACAGUAGAUAAUCCAUGGAAACUUGCAAAGCAACAAUAUUCACCCUGUUAUAUGUACUCAGAAAUAUAGUAGCUACCACUGUCUUGCUAUUUAUGAGGAUAGAAAUACAACUGUAGAAUAAUUAUUGGUGAACCAGACUGCAUGGUAGCUUCGUUUAGUGGUCUAUUUUCCAGUCAGCAAAGUUAGCACAAUUAUUUAAGAUAAAAAGCUCAUUCUUCAGACGUUUACAGUAACUAAGAAAAAAAAAAAAAGAUAUCUUUUUUUCCAGGUCAAUUGCACUUAUUUUUAUUUUUAGAGUCUAAUUAAAUCUGCGUUGUAUUCAAGUGAAGAACGGGUGAGAAAGAUAUAUAAUGCCGGUACGCACAGUGCUGUAACUCUGUCUCUGUCCUUCAGUUGUGUAGGUUCCUUUUCAGAUUUCACAAGAUCUCAUGCUCUCUGUUCAGUGUUGGACACUCACAUUGUGUACUCCUCUGCUCAGAGUCGAAAAGUUCACAGGACUAUGGACAUGCACAGCAAAAAUGCGAAUCCAGAUGAAUUUACCAUGGCAUAAUAAGGACAAUCAGUCUGCUUUGUGUAGCUUCCAUGUAUGUACAAUUUAUUAAGCUGGAAGAACUACCCACUGGAAAUUGCAUCUUGAGCUAAUAACCGUGUCUCAUCUUUUUUGCUCUGGCUGCUCUUCACAUUCAGACAAUUUUUUUUUUUUUUACAAUGAAGUGCAAAGUGCCAAUGGACUUGAGAAUAUAUUCCUAUAUUUAACCGAAUCUUAUGAGUGUACCUGUAAAUAUUAUUUAAGAAUUAGCUACUCAGAGGAGAGAAUGAACGCAACAUGACAACCACAGCUGUGUUUGGAAUAGCAUGAGACCUGUUAAAUGUCUUCUAAACAAUUGUUUCUACUUAGUUUGCCUACUGGAGUGGUACUAAGCCUUUCGGUUUUCGUUUGAACCACUUUUAGCUGUACUGUUUUAAAUUCGACAGUCAAAUGUUCACCUUUUAAUAUUUGCGGUGGUUAAAAGGAAAGAUUACACAGAGGUUGUAGGUUGAGUAUCACUGAACUACUGUGAAUUCAUAUCAAUAUUUGUAUUAAAUUCAUAGACAGUGUCUGGCAUGAACAUACAAGCACAUUUUAGAUGUCCCUUUGUAAAGUGAACCAUUUCCCCCUGUAAUUCCUUGUCCAUGUUGCCAUCCUGUAUAACGCUUUAAAAGGAGGUAAAUUAACAAAUAUUUAUGAUAAGACUAUAAAACAAAUGGUUACAAGAUAAAAUAUUUUUUCAGUUGCCAUUGACCAUAUCUGGCACGUGUAUAUUAAUCAUAGCUUUACAAUCUGCUAGGAUAUUUCAAAAUAACUGCUUUUGGUCUACAGCAGAUAUAUUGGCGUGUUCAAUGCACUUUACUCUCAGAUUCACUUUGGAAUAUUAUCCACAUGUUACAGCUCAUCAUUUAAUUUCCAUUUUGUUCUUUUCCUAACGGUGCUUAUGGAUAGUUACUUUGCAGGGGUAUCCUCUAGUCCUUGGGGUAGGUUAAUGACUGUUACUCAGCACUCACAGUACACAAACAGCACAGCAAUAAGAUGCAAUUAUGAGUCACUUAAAUUGCAAUGGUUACCUUAUUUUGCUUAGCAGCUUCUCAUAAACAUCUAAUUUCCAUAUAAUUCAGAGUAUGAAAAAAGCAAAUGUGGAGUUACUAAUAAGGAUUAGCUAUUGUACUCCAUAUUAAAACAUAUGCUGUUCGUUGCCACAGAUCUGUGUCUUAAAACAAUACGAAAUGUGCUGUUUUCUUGUUUUUAAUUCAAAUAUAUGCAAAGUAAUUUGUUUGCAAAGAUAUACAACUUAUAUGCUAUGCUAAAUGGUUUGCUAAAUGUUCUGCAACACCUAAUAAUGUCAUUUACCUAAAAGCUAAUGGUUUUGCUUUUUUAAUUUAGUUGCAACAUAGCAGAACAUAAAAAGAUUAGCUAGAUGAGCAUUGAUAUAGAUGUAAAGGUGAAAUUUAUAAUCACAACUUAGGCUAGGGCCAGAAUGCAAACUUUUUUUUUUUUUUGUGGCAUUUAAAAAAAAAAAAAAGAUUAUUUUAAAGAUGAGGAAUGUAGAGCUCCCAGUUUCCUUUGGCAGCUAUGCUGCAGUGAUGGAAACUAGUAAGUGACAAGUGCAGUGUUAUAAUAUAGAGCUGCCAUUGGUUUCAAAUGGAGCGGAUGCAUGAGUUGUGAUGCCCCCUGCCUUACAUGCCUUGGUCUGCUCUAAAGAAAAAAUAAUAGGUAUAGCACAUAUUAUAUGUAUAUAUAGUAGCCCCAAACAGCUGAGCCUAUUGAAUGCUGGAGCACCAUAAAUUGGACAUUAAUGAUUAUUUUGUAACCAUUUGCUUGUUUACCAUUAUCGGGUUUUCUACAAAUCACUUAUGCUAAUGCCACACGAGCAUUUUAUAUGGUUUUGUAGAGGAGAACCACGCCACUCAAAAUGACUAGGACCGAUGACUGCCAAUUCCCCUUCAUGGAAUGAGAAAGCACCAUCUGUAGCUGGAUUAAUGAGGAUUAGCCGCAAUUACAUGUUACCUACUGGAUAUUAGCCCUGUAGCCCUGUGCUUUUGCCAUUCACAUGAAUGAACAAUUAGUUUUUGAUGUUGUUUGGCUAUGGGUCUUAAUAUGGAUGUAUGCUCUCCAAAGCAAAGCCACAGUUAAAAAUACUAGUCUUGUUACCACAAAACCAAAAUACUAGUCUUGUUACAACAGAACCAAAAUACUAGUCUUGUGAAGUCCUUCCUGUGGAUGGCAGGGCAAAAUGUUUUUGAUGCUCGUCACAUUAGUAGAUUGUAAAGGUUUCACUUGAGUUUAUGUGUGUAUAUAUAUAGAUUUUAUUUUUUUUAACAUUUUUUUUUUGUUUUGCAGCUUUGUUUUCAGCCAUGAGACAUCUUGAUGAUAGACACUUUAUAAUCUAGGAGAUGCCUCAUACCAGAAAAUUGCUACUUGUAAAUGUUAUCCAUUAACAUAUUUCUGCUCCCUCUUGUAGUGACCUUUGCUUGAUAAAUCCAAUCUCACUUCUUCUUACGUGCUAAAUAUCACCUGUCAUUCUUUCAUGCAGAUUUUUAAAUUUAACUUUUUUUUUAGACAUUCUCAUGUUUGAAAUAACAUGCUUUUUUUCAAAUCCAGUUUGUAUGGUUUCUUAUGUAUAUACUACUGAAACAAAUGUGUUGGUUUUUAUGCGGCCAAAUACAUUUUGCUAAAAGCUUGGUCAAUAUUUAGCUUUUUCCCAUGAUAAAUGUGCACAACCUGUUAGGGAUCCCAUCAAAUAUUCUUAGGGUCUUAAAUCACCUGUUGGUGUAGUCAUUUUUAUUCCAAAAUUUAUUUUUGAGUUCUAAUAAAUGACAGAUCUAUUUGGACAAAUAGACAUUACUUUGGGGAUCCUGCCAGUCCUGAAUUGAGCAGUGACAGAAUGGAUUGUCAGCCGGUAUCUGGUAGAUAGGGUAGAAAAUAAGGCCCAGACCUCAAAAUGGCUUCUCGUUCCUACAAUAGUUUUGUUGUUUGUUAAAUUCUCAUAUUGUUGGGAUAUUUAUUUUUUUGGUGUUUUUUUUGCUCUUGUAAUGAGAAGUAUACCCUGCAAUAAAAGAUUGUCCAAAAACUAAGAUUUAGAGACCAUGAGCAACAAUUUUUUUGUUAAAUGACACUGAUUUUCGCUUGUGUAAAGUGCAGGCACUUUUCACACAAAAAAAAUAAAUCAUGUCUUCAUAGCAUAUUGGCAAUACCGUUACAAGCCUUUUAAGAAUAUAGGAUUUUAUUUUUAAAGUAUUCAGUAGAUGUAGAAAAUCUUUAAAACAAUGUAAUGAAAAUCUACAUUAAGUAAAAAAAAUUUAAUUUGUCUUACCAUUCAGUUUCACUAGGAUUUACUCCUUUUCAGUUGGUCAGUGGGGCAAAAAAUAUGCUGCUAAUUAUACACUUGUAUUUUCUUUGCAAAUGGAGUAAAAAGCCACAGCUUGUAAUUAUCUGCUAGAUUUACUGUGAAUUAACAGCUCUGUUGUAAUGUAUGGCCAAUUUAGAUUUAAAUUGUUUGCCGUUUGGUUAUCAAUUAUAUCUACUUGCAGAGCCCUUCAUGAAACAUAUCUAACUGUUUAUUGGUAAGAUAUUCAUCUGUGCAGAAAAUUGCGAUGAAAAUUGAAAUGUAAACACAGUUCCGAAAUCUGCAAAAAAAAAAAAAAAGCAUCUGGAAAGGAAUCCUACAGUAGAUGGACGUUUGUACAUGUUCAUUUUUUUUUUAUCAAGGAAUAACUGCAGUGGGAUUUUGUAUGUUGUGUAGGAAAAAAACCUGCUUUCUUAAGAUACAGUUGUGUAGUGUAACUGAAUGUACUGAGGGAUUGCAUUUUAUAAAUGUGAACACAAUACAAUAUGCUUUUAAUUCCAUAAUCUAUGUACAAUGCUCUGCCAUUUUUAUUUUUUUUGUAACGUUGUCUCCUGAUAAUUCAUGAUGUUCGGUCAUGCAAGGACAGUGCCGAAAAGCCGAAGACCUGCUGCUCACUGUGUACUGUUCUACAACCCUGACCUAAUUAAUGUGGCAGUGAGAAAAGCUUGACUACAGAUCUGUCCCUUUCAAGUGUGAGAAUUUGCUGAUGUGGUUGGGCUGUUUAAAAUUGGGACGGUCUUGGUACAGUCAUAGUGCUUUGCACUUAACACCGUUACCUACUCAUCAAUAUUGCCACCUGCCUAUACCAGUAUCAGUAGUAAUUUGUGUGAAUGAUACCUAUUGGAAAAAAAUAGACUUCUGCACACCCGUAUCCUAUUUGUAGAAGGCAUACUAAAGUAAUGCAUUGUAGUCCAUUUUCUAGUAGUGUAUGUAGGAAACAUAUCUAAGCAGAAUUCUAAAGAAUGUGUCCAUGCCAGAAAUGCAGACUGUUUAUAUUGUCAUGGUGCUGCUUAUGUUGCCAAUCAGUACAGAACUACCCUUCCUCAAUCCUUGCAGCGCUGCAUGGGCUUGCAGGCCUAUUUUACCUACAGCAGUUAUUUCUUUCCUUCCUUCCAAGGGUACAGUGUUUGGCAAGUCCGUUUAAUUGGGUGGGGUAGUUAAAGAAGCAAGACAUGGUUAUUGCCUACUGUAUUUGUUAUCUUUUGACUUAGUAUGUUGGAAGAGUUGAUUAUCCCAGUGUGUGUAUUUGUGUGUGUGUGUGUGUGCAUAUAUAUAUUUAUAAUAUAUACACACACAUUCUCCUAGAGAACAAUGUAGACUUGUUCUGUUGCAUGCUAAAGGAAGGAGGGUCCAUGCAUUGUAUCAUUGCUUCCUGAAUUCCGAUUAGCUGGAAGCUUCUGUGCCCUAAUAGAGCCCCCAAUUUAUUUAACUUGUGCUCAUUGGAAUCAUUCCUGUGUUGUUGUAUCACUCUAUUGCAUAACAAUGUACAUAUUCCAUCCAAUGUCAUGUAGAAACUAUUGUCAUAUAAGAAAAAAAAAAACACAUUGUGCAUAUUCAUUUCUUUUGUUUCAAACAAAUCAUUUUGGACUCGGCUGUAUUUUGGUAAAUGAAGGUAGUUCUGUAGGCAUAGAACAAGAGUUAUAUUUUAACGAGUUCAUUUUAUAUUAUUUAUUAAAUCCAUGCAUUUCUUUGAUGUUGCUGACAUUCCACAUAAUUGUUUUCUUUAUCUGUAUAGUUGGUUAUUUAAGGUGUGCUGGCAUUUUCAUUUUACGUAGAACUAUCAGCUUUAUUCUGUUUUUCAUAAAUAAAUGCCAAUUGAACCCAGAAAA
Molecule: messenger RNA, 10084 nt
Organism: Xenopus laevis (African clawed frog)
Lineage: Eukaryota; Metazoa; Chordata; Amphibia; Anura; Pipidae
Gene: grk3.S
Product: beta-adrenergic receptor kinase 2
Exons: 21
Coding region: 1703-3769 (688 amino acids)
Source: RefSeq, a predicted model, not a curated record